AUGUCGCACUCCUCUAGGGCCGCCGACCCAAUGCGGUCCAAAGGUAGCAACGUAGAGUUUCGAAGGAUGAGCACGCCUCUCAUAUCUACCAACUACAACUACAUGGACACAGCCUUAUCUCCGCCAAGGGUCUUCUCGCCACCGCCGACCCCUCGAAGUCCCCCUCCCCGACCAGACAGGUUAUCACUCCGCCUGAGAAGCAACUCUGGGAUGAAGUUACACACCAAUGAAGCAGCGCUCAGCCAGUACAUCGACUACCAGAGCAAUGGCCAGUACUCUGUGUACAAGGCCAACGGAUACGCAGGUUCGACCGUGGAGCUUGGACAACCUAACAUCGGUAGUGUGCUCUCACCCCGGGAUGCGCCGGCAAGCUCCCGGCAAACUGUGGCUUGGACAACAUCUGGCAUGACUUCUUCCUUGCCAUUUCUGGAUUUUCUUGGGAAGGACGCAUUCCAAAUGGCGAUAGAGAACCCCUCUGUUAUCCGUCAUUUCAUCAGAUACUGCGAACACCAAGGGUGCGAGGAAAAUGUGGAUUUCCUAAUGAAGAUCAGAGAGUAUAACUCCGCGUUGAAUGACAUGACCUCUGUCUUAACGAGUAUAUCAACAACGUAUACCGCAAUCGGCGCGUCCAUACCGUUGAACCUCCCCCCGAUGGUCUCGAGACCUCUAAAUGCAGACAUCAAGCGCAUUGCGCACUCUAUAAUACCUAGUCUCGAAUCGGUAUUUUUUGAGUCCAAAUCACAUAUUGAGAAUGAGCUCGCUCAGGAUGUCUUUCCCGGAUUCGUUAAAAGCCAGUUGGUGAACUGCACCUCGGCGGCUCUCGCCAGUGAAGCGCUUGGCAACUCUUCUCAAUGGCAGUACCCAGGACUUGGAACAUGUUUUAGCAUGACAGACGCUUCGGACUCCAAGAACCCGAUUGUUAUGGCUUCGGAUGACUUCGAGUCCCUGACUGGAUAUCCCUUGGCAGAGAUCAUUGGCCAAAACAGCGGAUUUCUCCAAGGACCGUUCACUGAUCCGGAAGCUAUUCGGCGAAUACAGGUGGCUAUGAGGAACCGACGGGAGUGUGUAGAACUUAUUCUGAAUCACCACAAGAACGGAGAGCCAUUCUGGAACCUUCUGUGUCUUCUACCACUCAAGGACGCGCAGGGCAUGGUUCAAUAUUGGCUUGGGGCGCAAGUAAACGUAUCCGACUGUAUGGGAAGUCGGAAAGACCUUUUGAGAGUCCUAAACGGCGGCCAACCCUUGGAGACCGACUCAAUCGACGGCUCAACCGUCUUGAGUGAUCCAUCCUCUGGACGAGAUACACCAAAUAAUGGGCGAUCUCGUAAGGGCAGCAUGGCGCAUAGCCGACGAGAAUCCAAAGCCUUCGGCACGUCACGGAAUCGGUUGUUCCCUACAUUUCGCAAGUCACCGCCGCCAUGUCCCCCUUCGCCGCCACCGGGGUCUGAUGUCGGCGAUGCUGUAUCGGUCACCGGCUCAAAGAAAUCAAAAACCUCUCAGUAUUCCUCACAGAGGUUUCAGCCACGACCGAAAGCGCAGAUAUCCAUCACCGCCUACUCACACUACAUGGUCCUCCGCUGCGUCAACGGAGGUGGAGCAACGAAUCAGAGAUUGCCAACGCCAAGUGUUCGGAAGAAGCACAGCACGAAGCUGAUGGUGGCCUUCUAUUCCGAUGCUGUCUCCGAGCUCCUUUCGGUCCGGUCCGACAUAUCCCAAGCGGAUGUGUUCCAUGUCCUAGGUGAGAAGGCGAACUCGCCAUCGGUAACCAAAGCCUUCAAAUCCUCGGUCCGCGAGGGCAUAGACGACGGCGAGUCCGUCAGUCUCGAACUGCUACUAGAGAGGGGUCGGAAGCGGAGAGCGAGCGCCGUAAGCAACAGCACACGGCCGACGUCUUACGAACUGGACGUGACCCAGAACGACGAACGUUCCGAUCGCAAAUCGGCAAAGCUGUCAAAGCAUGAAAAGCUCUGGAGUCACUGGACUCCGAUGAAAGAUGGUAAUGGUAAUGUGGAUUGGGUUGUUUUGAUUAUUAGUCCGGGAGCAUAG
Messenger RNA from Neoarthrinium moseri, 2046 nucleotides. RefSeq lists its product as uncharacterized. NCBI's taxonomy places the organism in Eukaryota, Fungi, Ascomycota, Sordariomycetes, Amphisphaeriales, Apiosporaceae. The record is from RefSeq and is a predicted model, not a curated record. Gene Ontology annotation, cellular component: nucleus. The coding region runs from base 1 to 2046 and encodes 681 amino acids. The transcript is spliced from 2 exons.